UGAAUCAUAGUACAUUCAUUACAACAGACAGACAAUCAGACAAUCAAUCAAUCAGAGGAAGCGUGUCUGCCAUGCCGCACAUAUGUACACGGUACCGUUCGUACACUCAUCACCACCUCACCGGUUGCGUUGCGUUGCAUGCACACUCACACUCACACACAUCAUAUCAUAUAUGGCCCGCCUCUUUGUAUUGUAUCUACACAAACACACAACGAAGGACCAAUCUGCCUGCCUGCCUGGGUCAAAAACAGACAAACGCAGCGAGAGACGAGAGUAGAAGGCAGGCCAAAAACCAGAUGGGCAGGCAGGAAGGGAGCAGGCAGACACGCAGGCAGACAGCAAUAAAAGUACCAUGUGCACGCAUGCCAUAAGUCCCGGCAGGCAGCACCCGAAAAAGAGAGUGCCGUACAGACCCGCCCGUUCCCUUUGUCAUUGUCAUUGUAAUUGUAUCAUCACCAGCAAAGCAGACAGAUGGCCGCUUGGGCUUGAAAAAGAUACAGCACCACGCACACACACGCACACAAGGAUGAUGCACACCACCCACACCUACACCCGAUACACACGCCCUCCUCUGUCUGUUGUUUCCCUGCCGUCCUCACGAGCCCUCCCAACACCAUGAUGGUACGGUGAGGGUUGUGUGGCCGACCGCACUCCACUAGGUCAGUAGCAGUCGGCCACCUUGCGGUCGAUCUCGACGGUGUCCUUACAUGACGGUGACGGCUCAUUCACAAACGAAAUGAGCCUUCCGAUACGGUCAACAGCCAUAGGAAACACACCUACACCACAGACACCACACAAACAGCCACACCUCAAGCGGAUCAGUCUAGCCUGCAGCUCGUGCACCGUAUUUCCUCACCUCUGGGGCCGACGAGCGCUUCCUUCAGCCCGUCGACUUUGCGCUGCACAAACGACAGCAGAGAGGGCAGCAGCCUGAAGGGAACAAUGACAAGAGAUGAAAGGAGGGCAUGCAUAACUGACGUGAUUCCUCCUCAUCCUUCCCCACCUGCGCUGCUCUGGGUUGCGGGGCAUCAUGCUCGAGCUCAUCCCUGGCUCGAUGAUGAUGGCGCCUCCGGCCCACGCUCUUCACACACACAGCUUGCGGUCGUUAAAGGUGUGAAGGGUGUGUUGAAAUCGU
This is a messenger RNA of Vitrella brassicaformis, 1135 nucleotides long. Lineage: Eukaryota; Vitrellaceae. The record is from the annotation of a GenBank genome assembly.